Messenger RNA from Amyelois transitella, 3193 nucleotides. It is a transcript of the gene OstDelta, whose product is annotated as dolichyl-diphosphooligosaccharide--protein glycosyltransferase subunit 2. Gene Ontology annotation, cellular component: oligosaccharyltransferase complex; membrane. NCBI's taxonomy places the organism in Eukaryota, Metazoa, Arthropoda, Insecta, Lepidoptera, Pyralidae. Gene Ontology annotation, biological process: protein N-linked glycosylation. Bases 140 to 1990 code for a protein of 616 amino acids. The record is from RefSeq and is a predicted model, not a curated record. The transcript has 10 exons.
CGCUUUCUGUCAAAAUUGGCCGGCUGUCCAUUGCAAAAUACAUUUUAAUUUUAAGGUAUUUCAUGAAUAUAUGUUGUAUUACUAGUGUUUCAAACAAAAAUAUUUGAAGUAGAGUUUCCUCAAUUUAAACCCUAAGAAAAUGCAUUUUUAUGGAUUAUUAUUGUUUGCUGUAAGCUUAUUAGCAUUUAGCAAUGCCAGUACCCUGCAAGGCACCAUUGACGAGAAGAAGCUCCAGUUAAUCCUGCAGGAAGGCCUGAAAUCAAAGGAUAUUGUCAGCCUUUAUUAUUCUAUCAAAGGGUUAAAGUCAAUUAAUGUUGCAAUCCCUAAUGUUUGCCAAGAAAUCAGAGGGUCCAAAUAUGACCUCAGGAGUGUAGAGCAAGUGUUCUACCUGACCAAUGCGGCAGCUCUCUCCGGCUGCCAGAACGUCCUUACACCAGAUGUCAUGAACACACCCACACAAAUCCUGGACAAGAAGGACGCCACUCUUCAAGAGCUGUAUUAUGCCGUGUACUCCCUGAAGGCUCUCGGAAAAGGUUCAAUUUAUGACAAAGAAGAUGGAUUGAAGAAUCUCAUACAAGUGCUAAAGAAAGAUGAUUCUCCUGCAAACUAUGGCUACCUGUUUGCUCUAUGCGAGCACAUGGGCUGCGGAGACUGGAGCACCAGUCACGCAGAGGGCGUCCUGCUCGCAGCUGACGAGAGCGACGGCAAGGCACUCCAUUUCGAGGGAGGCCUGCCUGCCACCUCAAUGCUGCUCUCUACUAUUGCUAGAGCCUACAAGAGCCAAAAGAAGCCUUCACCAUUGACAGCGGAACAGAAGCUGAAAUUCGCAGAGUACCUGCUGUCGCGGCGCUCCGUCAACUCGCCCAAGGGCGCUGCGCUGCUGCUAGAGGCGGCCUAUGCCGUUGCCAAUGAUGAGCCCACACCAAUCGCGAUCACAAUCAAAGGCAAGAAGUACGUGACAGCCGAGACAGACAACAUCGAGAUAUCCAUCACGGACCUACUCCAGCGGCCCGUCAAGGGCCUGAAACCGGAGGACGUCAUCGCCCAAUCAGGCACCCGAUUAGCUGACGACGUGGUUGUGUUAUCCAAACAGCCACUAACCCAGAGAGAUGCAACCACAUUCGUGCUGAAUCUGAACAAGAUCAAGUCUCAAUACGGUUUAUAUAAAAUUGCUUUAAGUGCUGGGAGUAAAACUGCCAGUUUGAACGUAGCGGUGCUUGGUGAGAUUCAAGUGACGAAUUGUGAAGUGGGUUUGGGAGAUGUUGAUGGCACCACGAGCCCGAAGAUCACUAAUGUGCCGUAUCCGGAAGAGUUACUAGAUGAACUGCAGGCGGAUCAUAUGCAAAAGCUGUCGCUGAAGUUCACGGUGCGGGAUAGACAGAGCAAGCCGGUGUCGGUGCAGCAGGCGUUCGUGCGCGUCGGGGACCGCGGGCGCGAGGCCGUGUUCGUGGCGGAGCCCGACAACGCGAAGGCCUACAGGGUCGAGCUGAAUGUGGGCGCCAUCGGCAAGCAUCUAGGUCAUCAAUCAGGCGCCUAUCAGGUCAGCAUCUUCCUCGGAGACAGCGCUGUGUCCAACCCCAUAGCCUGGGACCUCGGGGAGAUCCACUUCAAGUUCGAGAAGGAACCCACUGCCGUCGCAGCCCGCUCCCCGGCCGGGCCGCUGCCGGAGAUCCGGCACCAGUUCCGCGAGGCGUCGCCGCGGCCGGCGCGCGCCGUGUCGGACGUGUUCGCGGCGGCGUGCGCGGCGCCGCUCGCGCUGCUGCUGCUGCUGUGGGCGCGGCUCGGCAUCAACUUCGGCAACUUCCCGCUCACUCUCAGCGCGCUCGUGUUCCAUUUGUCGCUUGGAGCGUCGCUAUCGCUGUACGGCGUGUUCUGGCUGCGGCUGACGAUGUUCGACACGGUGCGCUACCUGCUGCCGCUGGCCGCGCUCAGCUUCCUGUCCGGCCACCGGCUGCUGCGGCGGCUCGUGCGCGACAAGCAGUCGCGCUAGGCGACCGAAAUAAAGUCUGGGACAUGUUAUGAUAAGUCUAGCAGUUGAUAUAUUAAGUCUAGAUCCCGCAGGUUCUUUGCUUUGACGUGAUUGUAAAGGUUUCAUACAUGCAUAUAAUUAGGCAGCUUAGGCCGAGGCUACAUCUUUCUACUAAAAGGAUUUCAAUAUAUUUAUAGUAAAAACGACAGUCUCUUUACUGGAGGGAUAGAAAAUGUAAGCCAAUCAGUUUUAGUGUCCCCAACUUUUCACCAAAACAUUAUUUGCAAAUGCAAUUUUUAAUAUUUAUCUACCAAUAAUUAUUCAUAUAAUAAACUCAUCCAGCAGACAUGAUGAAAAUGCUGAAGGCUUGUACUUUGAAUAUUUGGGAUUUAGACAAAUGAUAGUUAACUUUUAGUUGUUCCUUUUAUUUUACGGAAAGGAUUGCUCACACUGUCACAAUUUUUUUUUACAACUUCUACAUUUUGAAAGACUGGUCCUAGACUUUGAAUGCAAUGUGAAAAGGGUGUGUGUGAAUUACUUCUAAGUGAUGUAGGUAUUUACUAAAGAAUGUCAGUUUGAGAUAACUAUUAUUUGUACCUACGUUUUGAAUGUCGGUUUUAAACUUAUUUGUCCACACUUGUGUUAAAUCAUUGAAAGGUCCACUUUUACGUAGUACGUGAUAAAAGUGGUCCUUCCAAUCUGUAUGUAACAAAGAAUACCAUUUUAUGCAAUAAGAUAUAUCUAUUAAUAAAAACUGAUUUGUUAUAUUUUUUUCUUUUUAUUUAACCUUUCACGACCCAAAUGUACACCCAGGUACUAGCGAAAUACGAAACAAAUUGUUUAGGAUUGAAAUUAAGUUUAUUGUCUUACAUAUAGUUACUAUCACACAAAUACAAAUCAUUCUCCAAUGAUUAUAUCUAAAUUUACAACGUAAAGAGUUAAAAAAAUCUUGCAAAAUCUUAAACUUAAAUGCAUAUUAAGCAUAUAAUUAUAUUUAAUUGAUAUUCCUUAUCAAUUCAUCAAAAUACAGAUAUCUCUAUAAUCUUAAGUAGUUGCAAAAUGUGUCAGAAAGGCUAAGUCAAGAAAAUAUAUUGGUCAAAAAUAAAGAAAUUAUGGCAAUAAAAAUAAUGUCUUGGCAUUUUAUAUUCGUGAAUUUUUAAAAUUUUGUUCUGUUGUAAAUUAAGUUUCAUUAUUUCGUAUAAUUAAGUUUUAUUUAUACAUUUU